Messenger RNA from Vanessa tameamea, 1173 nucleotides. Its product is annotated as 3-oxoacyl-[acyl-carrier-protein] reductase FabG-like. Bases 33 to 827 code for a protein of 264 amino acids. The transcript has a single exon. The record is from RefSeq and is a predicted model, not a curated record. Lineage: Eukaryota; Metazoa; Arthropoda; Insecta; Lepidoptera; Nymphalidae.
UCAAUAUUUCUACACCAUACACAAAGGUCGUCAUGGAUUUUUCUAAUAAAGUGGUUAUUAUAACCGGUGCAAAUUCUGCAUUAGCGGCAGCAACUGCAACACUUUUAUCAAGUUAUGGAGCACAACUCAUUUUAGUUAGUAGCAAUCCAGCCGAAAUUAAAGAACUAUCAGACGAACUGGUAAAACCGCAUGUUAAAACUCCUUUAUUAAUAACAGCUGAUGUCACCAAAGAAGAAGGCGCGAAGAGAGUUGAAAGAGAAACAGUUAAUCAUUUUGGUAAAGUUGAUGUCGUUGUUAACGCCGCCGGUGGAAUGGUACCCGAUUGUAUUCAGAAACCAGAUCUAAAAGCAUUUGAUGAGAACAUCAAUUUAAAUUUACGUUCCGUGUAUUUAAUGACAACAAUAUUCGCCCGCCACUUAAUGAGAUCUAGAGGAAAUAUCGUUAACAUAGGAAGUGUUUUUGUUGAUACAAUAUUUUCUGGACAUGUCACCUACAACAUAGCAAAAGCCGGCAUUGAAUAUUUAACAAAAACAUCUGCAUUAGAAUUAGCCAACAAAGGUAUCAGAGUUAACUGCGUUAAGCCUGGAUUCACGGAGACCAACGUUACACCAAAGAUGCAUAAAUGUGAAGACAAGAAACCUUGGGAAGACGCUACGAGAAUGGUUCCGCUUGGGAAACUUAUAAAUGGACGAGAUAUCGCUGAGGCUAUUGUCUUCUUAGCAAGCGAACAGGCUAAAAAUAUUACCGGUACUAGUAUUAUUAUAGAUGGUGGGUUAGCUUUGAGUGGUACGACUGUUAUUGAUAAGAUUCGGACCGCUUUUGAUUAAUCGGAAAGGGAUUAACUUAGUAAAAACAAAAAUAAUACAGACAUAACAUCGUAUAUAUUAUAAAGAUUACAAAUGAAUUUACUUGGUGGUAGGGCUUUGUACAAGCCCGUCUGGGUAGGUACCACCCACUGAUCAGAUAUUCUACAGCCAAACAACAGUAUUCAGUAUUAUUGUGUUCCGGUUUGAAGGGUGAGUGAGCCAGAGUAACUACAGGCACAAGGGACGUAACAUCUUAGUUUCCAAGGUUGGUGUCGCAUUGGUGAUGUAAGGAAUGGUUAAUAUUUCUUACAACGCCAUUGUCUAUGGGCGGUGGUGACCACUUACCAUCAAGUGGCCCAUUUGCUCG